CUGACAGCAGCAAAGCGAUAGCGAUACGAUGUCUGUGGAUCUACAUCUACAAUCGACACACACUUUACUCUUUGGUUGUCUAUCAUAAAAUAGCAAAGCUCCUCAGUUUUGUUAGUAAAAUCAGAAAUUGUUACGAGUUUUGUUUCAACAAAGUGAAAUAGUUAUCUUCUAAAGUAGCACUACCCGAGACGGCAAUUUGUGUGUAGUAAAGUAAAUUUUUGGAUAAUCAAAAUUUUUGUGAAUCAUCGUACAUCGAGCUUUCACACUUGAUUUUCUUCAUUGAUAACUAGUGUUUGUAGUUUAUAUUCAUUAGUAAGGUACCUAAUACGAAUAAAUAAUAACCAAUUAUAUUUUGAAAUAGUUUGUGUGGUUCAUUGUUCUAAUAACUAAAGCCGAAUGUUGGUGACAAGGAAUACUUGAAUCGAUAUUGGGUAUUUGGGUUAUUUACUAGUUACUGUGAAAUGAGAGUGCACAAUUUGUGACGAACCUUCCUCCUGAUGGGUAAUAACUGCUGAUAGGACGCUACUCUCAAUAAAGAAAACUAAAUAAACAAAGUUACAAUGGGGCGGUUCACUGGAAAGAAGUGUCGAUUAUUAUCGAUGCUGUGGCUCACAGGCGGGUUCUUUUUUGUGGAACUCAUUGUGGGCUACAUCACCAACUCUAUGGCUCUUGUUGCGGAUUCUUUUCAUAUGUUAAGUGAUGUAGCUGCUCUUGUCAUCGCCUUUCUAUCAGUUAAAAUGUCACCAAAGAAAUGGUCAAAGAAUACAUUUGGGUGGGCCCGUGCUGAAGUAUUGGGCGCUCUAGUGAAUGCUGUGUUUCUCGUAGCUUUAUGCUUCAGUAUCACAGUGGAAGCGGUGAAGAGGUUCAUUGAAAUCGAAAUGAUACAUGACGCAAGACUACUAGUGGCUGUUGGUACAUUAGGAUUAAUUUUGAACAUUGUAGGCUUGUUUUUAUUCCAUGAACACGGCAGCAGUCAUGGGCAUUCCCACGGAGGCGUGCCACCGCCAGCAAACGUUCGACAUCUCACAGAGAUUGUGAAUAGCAACGCUGACAUGGCACUAGGUCACAACGCGACGGACACAGAGGAGACUGACGAGAUGGUACCGCCCAACUCGGGCAAGAUGCCAAACAACAACAAGCAGACGCCGUGCCGCGCGACUACGGACCCUGGACACAUGAAUAUGAAGGGAGUGUUCCUUCAUGUCCUAUCUGAUGCUUUAGGUUCACUGAUCGUGGUGGGCUCAGCCUUAGUCGUGUGGCUGACGGACUGGGAGUACAAAUACUACAUCGAUCCCGCGCUCAGUAUAGUGCUGGUGAUCUUGAUCCUCGCGUCGGUGUGGCCCUUGCUCAGGGAGUCGUCGCUCAUAUUGCUGCAGACAGUGCCUACGCAUAUUCAGGUGGACGCGAUCCAGCGAAGGUUAUUGGAGAAAGUGGACGGAGUGCUGGCUGUGCACGAGUUCCACGUAUGGCAGUUGGCCGGCGACAGAAUCAUCGCCAGCGCACAUAUUAGGUGUAGAAACUUGUCAGAGUAUAUGAAGAUAGCUGAGAAGGUGAAAGAGUUCUUCCACAACGAAGGCAUCCAUUCCACAACCAUACAGCCAGAGUUCGUGGAACUGCCCCUGGGUGGCAAUGAGAUAACGAGCGGUGCGUCCGCAGAGGCGCCGUGCGCUCUCCACUGCCCGCCCAACGACUUGUGUCACAACGCGACGUGUUGCGGCCCCAACCAGCAGGACCAUAACACACCGUCGCCCGCCGUCACACCGUACCUUUGCCGGCAACGCAACAUGGGCUCAAGAUCAGAGUCUCUCUGCUCAAACAUGGACCAACAAGCAAGUUCCCUACUCCCGUCGCCCUUGGUGGAAGGAGAGCUAGCUGUCUGACAGCCAAUCGUUUCAAACCUGGCUGGUUACCGACUAGACACACGUUACAACACCAACACUUAUUGAAUGUCACAAAACUAAACUAAGUAAAUUUUCGAUUAUCGAAUUUCUAUCUAAGUAGUACAUACACACGAAGCACACGGACGUUUAUCAAAGUUUCCAAUUUUGACCUCCUCCUAGUGACACUUUAAGUAUUAUUUGUCCUAGACGGAAAUAUCAAUUCCUUAUUGAUGAUAAUUAACACGAACUGAUAAUAAUAUUUUGAAGUAACAGUAUCAUUCAAUAGAUUGUUUCAAUGUACAUAAGUCUUUGAUAACGUCUCUUGUCUAACUGAAUAAUAUAAUGCAUAGAAAUAAUUUAUAAACACGUCCUGCGUCGCUGAUAUGAACCUAAUCUAAAAUAGCAGCUAUGUUCUAUGGCGUAUUGCAAAAAGAAACCGAAGUAUGGCACGUAAUAUGAGAGGUAAUGCGUAAAGAGGUUUUGUUCAUCGACUUUUGCAUUCUACCCGCAACUUUUUUUUUACAAUCUAAUCAAAACUUAAUACGUAAUCUUGAAUCUCUUACCCUAUUAUUCUAAAACGCCGACUAAAGUUAGUCUUGGUUUAAACUUAACGUUGUAUCUGUCCCCUCUUUAGAAAACAAAAGAGACAGCAUCAGUUUUAGUCCAGGUUUAACUUUAGUCUACGUUUUGUGAUAAGGCGGUUUAUGUCAACGUGUGUAAAGGGCUUAAGAUGCAAUGGUGCAAAGUUAAAUACUUAAGCGUAGUCUGGCUACAAUAUCUAACGUGUUGAUUAGCUAAAACUAUAUUAAGGUUUUAUAAUUAGUUUAAAUACACACUAUUGUGUAGCAAUAAGGUGGUAAAUACCAAAUCAGAGUUGAAAGUUGUUGUCUUUGCUUACUAUAUUUAAUUUGUGUUAAACGAAUUUCGUCUGUGAGACAAAUAUAUUUGAUUAUAUUAUUUAGUAAGAAAUUUGUUAAUGAUGUCGCAUAAAUUUUAGGAUAAAUUCCCAAAAGGGUGUGUUUAAUUUAAAUUAAGCUUGCGUUUUUAUCGGUAACAAGAAUAUGAAAUUUCGAAAUCAUUAUAAGACAUUCAUUAACAGUGUGCGUUUUGACAAGCCCGAUUUAAUUUUUAUUUUUCCUUCGAUCGAUUGAUAUUUGGUAUCCUAAUUUGAUUUCAUGAAGUACAAUCACAUACUGAUGAUAUAUUUUUUCAUUAUCAAACAAAUCAUUUGUGUUGGCUACUUUAUUUUGAUACGAGAAAGUAUAAUAGAAAUUACAAUUUUAAUAAAGGGGUUAAUGACCUGAUAAUAAACUGCCACGUGGAUGAAAUGACAUAGUUUACACAAACAAUGUUAUCAAAUGCCUAAUCACCUAGCCAAGUGUUUUAAGUAGACUAUGUUAUUAUAACAUUAUAUACUUAUUAUAAUUAUGUGUAUGCACUGUGCUAAUUCUAAAAUAGUACCUGAUUUAAUAUCAUUCAAGUACAUUCGUAUCCUGAACACCUCUUAAGCACUUAUGAUUGUUAUCAUAAUACUUUGUUUUAUAUAACAUACAAUUUAAUUUAUGAUAUAAAAUUACCAAUAAUCGGAGUAAUAUUUGUAUAAUAGUAUUAAUGAACAAAUAUCAGCUCUUUUUAAUUAUCUAAUUUCAUUUAAUAUAUACAAUAUUUUUGAUUUCUUAGCUAUUGGAUAUCAACCCAUAACAUAAUAACACUAGGAGUCCUAGUGGUCUAAAAUAGCGCAGUUUGUAUAGAAUAUCUGUAAUAGGUUUCAUUAAAAUCGUAAUUCUUAAAUUGUUUUACAAACUCAUAUCUAUGAAAUUUAAUAAUGUAGUACAAAUUACUUAUAAUUUUACAUUUCAGAUUUGAAAAACUUAAGCAUUAUGAACAAUGUAUUACGUAGACGUGCUAUCUCGCUAUUUUAGACCCAAUGGUUCAAGUUAAGCAGCAGACACUGAUGUCAUAAAAUUAAAAAACUUUUUUUGUACCUACCUUACGAUGGAGAAGUGCUAAAAAUCGAAAUGUUAUCAUCAUCUUUCGAUUUUUUCAGUAAACAUAUGUGAGAUAUGUAAAUAUUUAAGAUAGGUAAUUUGUUUUAUGAUAACUUUCUUAAGGGGCAAUAAAUUAUGACUAAAAAGCCAUUUAUAAACAGUAUAGGAAUAUCAGAAACGGGUUUUUGCUAUAUUUGUACGAAUCUUAUCAAACAGAAAAAUGUCUGCGACAUCUAUUGUAUUAUACAUUGAUGCUAUUAUACAUUUUGUAUACUAUUUUACCAAAAUUAUUGCUUUUGUAUAGUAAAUACUGUAAUUUCUUAUGUGAAUUGAAUUUUGAUGAUUUUUAACCCAUUCAUUCAUAAAUAUAAAUAUCCACCAAAACUUAGGUUGAAUUGAAUAAUGUAAAUUAUGUUGUUUUUUUUUAUCGUAUUUUAUUUGUUAUGUAUGUAAGUACCUUGUACCAAUUCGUAAACGUUUUAUUAAUAUCAUAAAAUCAAGGGCAAAUCAAAUCUUAUUGAAGUAAUAUUGUGAACACUUGUACUGUGAAAUUCGAUAUGUCAUUUUAGUUUAUCGUGAUCGCGAUCAUUGUUUUCAUGAAUAGAUAUACAAAUAUUUAUUUUUAUGAACUGGUUUGCUGCCAUGGAUUAGACUUACAUUUUAAUACUAACACAUCACGUUAAACACACUACAUGAGUAUAUGCACUUAAACCAAAAUUGAAACUUAUUACCUAUUAUCAUAAAUAUUAUUAUCCAAUUUCUAGAAAACUUAGCACUAGCACAAUAAUAAAGGAGACCGUUUUCAUAAUUAUGUAUUAUAGGGCGCUUCCUAAACUCGGGUUUCAUGAAAUGUUGACUCUUAAAUUAGCCUUAACUCAUCCAAAUGUGUUCAAUAUAAAUGAAGUUGAGACGGCACAUACCUCGGCUGCACUAGCAAUAAUGUAAAGAUUUACUUUCCAAAAAAAUAUGCAUUUUAAUAAAUAAAUCUGUAAAUAGUUUAAUAGAAUUUUUUGUUACAUUAUUAUUAGGAAUAAUUACUACCUUACUCUUCUAAAACGGUUCUUUAUCUGGAGUAGACGGAGCUGGUAUGGCAGAAAAGCAGUACUAAAGUAAUUUAAAACAACACGAUAAAUGGUUUUAUUUAAAUAACACUAGAGCAUUUUAAUUUAAAGAUGGCAAAAAAGCUUAUAUCAUAUUAGCUGAUUGUAAGCAGCUACUAUAUUUUAAAGAUACACGCUAUACCAGAGAAUCAGUUACACCGUCACCUACCUACAUCACCUCACAUCCUAUCCCGUUGAGCCUUUUUACUUUACUUAAUCCACAGACAAAACCGGAAAAUAAUAGUAUAAAAUUAUCACUAUAUUGUUUUAAACUUUCAUGGUCACUAACAUUAUAGUAAUAUAAGUUAUUUACGGGAUUGUUACCAUGUACCUUGUUUUUAGCGAGUUUCCGAUAUUUCGGCACUGUUGCAAGCGCCAUGAUCUAUAAGAUCGAUUGCAGCUGUGGCAGUUCGUACAUUGGCCAAACAAAGCGAACAGUAUCAUACAGAAUGAGGGAACACAUAAAAGCAAUCAAGAACAACGAUACGCAGAAAUCAGACAUCGCAGAAUAUUUGAUUGAUUCUGCUCCUAACCACUGGAUUGAGUUUCAUAACCCACAGAUUAUCAUGAAAGAACGCCACUACAUACCAAGAUUGGUCAGGGAAGCGAUUCAAAUAACAAAACAUAAAAUUCUCAAUCGUGAAGACAGGUUUAAAUUGUCGAGUGUCUGGAAUCCUGUGGUUCGUAUGUGUAAAACCGGAAAUAAUCAAAAAAGUGUCGUGUCGCGGUCCGAUACUGUAAGUGUUGUGUGUCGAAAACAGUUUCGAGUGAAUAGUGAGAAUGUGAACAGUGGUACGGGUAUCAAACGCAGUAAAAUACUUCGUCGGAGGGUAAACCGAUAUGUCUGCCAAUAACAGCCUACCCGCAAUUACUUCAGUUACUCCGUGAUCAUGGCGCUUGCAACAGUGC
Messenger RNA from Chilo suppressalis (striped riceborer), 5877 nucleotides. The record is from the annotation of a GenBank genome assembly. Lineage: Eukaryota; Metazoa; Arthropoda; Insecta; Lepidoptera; Crambidae.